AUGGCUUUAGUGCUACUGAUGGGUAUACCGGGUUCCGGUAAGACAUACCUAUGUAGAGAAUUGAAAGAGAAAUUUGGCGAUGAGAUUUGUGCUACGUUCUCGUACGAUGACAUCUUCAAUGAUGAUGGUUUUAUGAAGUACAUAUGGGGUAGCGAAUAUACCGAUAAAAUUGUGGUAGUAGAUGUACCACUUACUAUAGCUCUAGAACGGAAUAUGCAACGUCCGAUGAAGCGUCGCAUUUCGGAGGAUACCAUUCGAAAAAUUAAUCAACAAAUGGAAUUACCAUCAAAUGAUGAUAGUAGUUUUAUCAUCUAUCAAUCAACGAAUGAUUUGCAACCAUUAGUUGAACAUAUUGAUCAUAUUAGAUGGAAAAAAAAUCUAUGGAUUAUUUCAAAUAAUAUUAGGUCAAAGAUAUCUAAGGAAAAUGAUGAAAUAUCAUCAAAAGAUGGAAAAUGGAUGAAAUUAGAGCUUGAUUUGCGUAAAUGUAUUAGUGAAUUAAUUCGAGAGAAAAAAAUCGGUAAGAAUGGUGAUGUAUUAGCUAAAAUAAAGAAAAAUCUCUAUUGGAGAAUACGAACAAAAGAUGUAAUUAAUUGGGAUAUGGAAGAAUUAAAAAAUAUUUUAUGGAAAGAAUAUCAGGAAUCUUAG
Messenger RNA from Brugia pahangi, 645 nucleotides. NCBI's taxonomy places the organism in Eukaryota, Metazoa, Nematoda, Chromadorea, Rhabditida, Onchocercidae. The record is from the annotation of a GenBank genome assembly.